Molecule: messenger RNA, 1494 nt
Organism: Cavenderia fasciculata
Lineage: Eukaryota; Evosea; Eumycetozoa; Acytosteliales; Cavenderiaceae
Exons: 3
Coding region: 1-1494 (497 amino acids)
Source: RefSeq, a predicted model, not a curated record
AUGAUGAUGAUCAGUAGAUCACUUCGUUUAGCAUCACAACAGACAACAGCAUCACUGCUCAAGUCACAUCAUUCACAUCAUUCAUCUACUACUACUUUUACAUACUCUUUUCAACCACCUACUACGACCACUACAACUAUUAAAAGAACCUAUUCAAAUACAAAUAAUAAGAGAAACAACAAACAACUAGACCAAGUAGAAGAAGAAGAGGAAGAAUAUGAAGAAUUAGAAGAAUUUGAAGAAUUUGAAGAACAAGAACAAGAAGAAGAAAUUAAACUUCAAAGAUGGUCACAACAUCAUAAUUUGGAGGCAAAUGAACCAAUGGUAAAUCGACCCCUUUUACCAAAGUUCUAUCUUGAAAAGAAGAAAGUAGAAUAUAACAAGUUUGUUGGACAUAGAACAGAAAAGGAUUUGAUUGGAAGGGAGGGUAUAGCCCAACUCAAUGACCGAUCCCACAAAAACCUUAUUGCCUAUCGUUUAAAAGAAACACAAUACGAUGAAUUUAUAAAACAAUUAGAUAAGGAAUCAAUUUCACAAGUCUUGGAUAGUAUAAGAUCGAAACAAAGUGUUCAAUUAUUCUUUAAUCAAGUUUAUGAUGGUCUACAACAUUUAGUAUUUGUAUUUUGUUAUUUUGUUGAAACUACAACUUUUAAAGAAUCACAUCAUUAUAUCGAAAAUAUGUAUUAUAGAGUGAUGGAUUAUUGUAAACAAGAUGCUAUUUUGAUGCAAUUGGCAACGUCGACGAUAUUGAGGUAUAUUAGACCAUUUAGUAAUGCAAAUAGUUUGGCUGAAAACAUUAGAGAUGAUUAUGGAUACUAUCUAAAGGAAAAUAUCAUCUAUUACGAGGAAAUGUUGGACUUUUACACGGCCAAGAAUCUACAUGUGGAGAAAGAGGAAAUGGUCGUCGAGAUUAACAAAAGUCGUAUCAAAUACUCGGAUCGAGUGUUGGGAUACAUCCUGCAACACUAUAUUCACACCAAAAACUUUGAUCGAUGCAUUUCGAUCAUUAAAAAGACAGCCCUACCAUUUGACAAGCACUUUGAUAGUUUGGUCAACAAAAUCUACGAAAGCACAGACUCUGUCGAAGAGAUUCUCAAUCGUGGUGACCCCCUCAAUCUUGUGCCACGUCUCUAUCGAAUGAUUUCCGAUGCCCAACACUCUCAAAAGAAGGAACAGAUCUUUGGAAAGCUGGUUGAGCUCUACCUCGUCUACGACCAGCCAGAACAUGCCAUCCGAGCGUUUGAACGCAGACGUGACGAAUGUCUUGCCGCGCCAACCCUCUUUAUUAUCAGUCGAUUCGUUGGCUACUAUAGAAUGAACAACCUACCUCUGGAAGAGGAACGAUGGAGAGAGAUUGGUAAAAACUACCAAAUCACAGUCGACGAUGCCUACCUCAAACAAAUCAUGAUCCAAAUGCAAAAAGAAAAAACAUAUGAUGAAUUAUCAAGGAUUGAUAAAUUCUUGAUUCUACCAAAUCCUGUUGUUAGACAAUAA